This is a messenger RNA of Sparassis crispa, 171 nucleotides long. RefSeq lists its product as hypothetical. The record is from RefSeq and is a predicted model, not a curated record. The transcript has a single exon. Bases 1 to 171 code for a protein of 56 amino acids. NCBI's taxonomy places the organism in Eukaryota, Fungi, Basidiomycota, Agaricomycetes, Polyporales, Sparassidaceae.
AUGAGUAUCUGGGAUAUGGAUCAGUACCACCAGAAGUCUGCUACUAUUGAUACCCACAUUGAUGGCCAGAUUGAGGACAUCAAUUCACAGAUCAAAGAUAUCCAGAACCCUGCCCAAGAGCAUGACGUGUCUGUCAGUCCGACUCAGCAGCGUGAGCCAUCUCCUGACUGA